AUGAUUUAUAGCUUAGUUUGGGGAAAUUAUCUCGUUGGUUUCUGCGUUAAAAUACUGAAUUCAGCCGUUGUGAUCGGAUUCUAUUAUGGAUUUCUGACUACAUUCUCCAUAGGACCGUCUUAUCUCUUCCUUCUUCGAGGGCAAAUCUUAGGAAAGGGAUCUGAAACGAAAAUAUCAGCAACAACCGGGUUUAUUACGGGACAGCUCAUGAUGUUUAUAUCGAUCUAUUAUGCGCCUUUGCAUUUGGCAUUGAGUAGACCUCAUACAAUAACAGUCUUAACUCUACCGUAUCUUUUCUUUAAUUUUGUCCACAAAAAUGACAAACACUACUAUUUGGGUUCGGGAUCCAAACUGGAUUCUGAAUACAAGAAUCCAAAUUCAAUACGUCAUUUUAGGAUUGUUAAAGUAUUCUUUAACAAUCUUUUUUUUCAGUUAUUAAACCCCUUUCUUUUGCCAAGUUCAAUCUUAAUAAGAUUAAUGAACAUUUAUCUGUUUCGAUCCAACAAUAAAUUGUUAUUCUUAACAAGUAGUUUUGUUGGGUGGUUAAUAGGUCACAUCUUUUUAAUGAAAUGUAUUGGAUUGGUAUUAGUCUGGUUACAGCACAAAAAGUCGAUCAAAUAUAAGAUAACUAUGAAAUUUGAUAAAUACAUUCUCCUACAAUUGCGAAAUUAUGUGGGGCAAAUAUUUGUUGUUUUUUCAUUUGUUAGCUUUGCACACUAUUUAGGCAGAACACCGCUCCCAUAUUAUUAUAUUGAGGAAAUGAUGCGAUACGAUGACAGGGACCUGGAGGAAGUCAAAGCUGCAAUAGAUUGGGAAAAGGAAGAAACUAACGAAGAAGAAGAAGAUAUUACUGUUUAUCUUUCUGAUAAAAAAGAGAAUACUUUCAACAAAAAACUCGCCCCGUUGGAAAAAUCUCUUGUAACUACUCUUUUCGAUUAUCGAAAAUGGAAUAGGCCUUUGCGAUAUAUAAAAAAUGAUCACUUUGAAAGGGUUGUAAGAGAUGAAAAUUCACAAUUUUUUUUUCAGGUAUGUCAAAGUGAUGGAAAAAAACGAAUAUCUUUCACGUAUCCACCUCAUUUAUCUACUUUUCUGAAAAUCAUGGAAAAAAAAAUGGAUCUCUUCAGAAGAGAUAAAACCUCCUAUAAUGAUAAUGAAUUGUCUAAUUAUUGGAGCUCUGUUAAUAAAGAAAAAGGAAAUAAACUAAUCAAUGAAUUUUUUCAAAGGGCAAAAAUGAUAGAUAAUAAAUCUAUUAAAUUUAGUCCUGUGGAUGUAUUUGAAAAUCGAAUUAGAUUGUCUGAUGAUAAUAGGAAAACAAAAUACUUAACUAAAAUAUAUGAUCCUUUCUUGAAUGGACGCGUUCGUGGAGAAAUCCAAAAAGGCUUUUCACCCUUCAUUCCAAAUGAAACUGACACAACAAACUACAUUUUGAUAAAUAAGAUUCAUGGUCUCCUUCUUUCUAUUAAUAGUAAUGAUCCAGAAUUUGAACAGAAAAUAGAUCAAUUUGAUAGAAAAUUAUUAUUAAAUGAAAUUGGUUUUUUUUUUAACUUAAUCAGUAAAUUUUCGGAAAAAUCAGUAUCAAGUUUGAAUUUUGACGGACUUUAUUUAUUUCCAGAACAUGAACAAGUAAAAAUAUAUUCCGAAGAAAAAAAAACAAAAAGAAAAUUAUUAUUGGACGCAAUUCGAACUGAUCCUACUAAUAAUACAAUUUUUAAUAGAAAACUAUGUAGUGAAAUAAACGAAAUAAGUAAAGAAGUUCCUCGAUGGUCAUACGACUUAGUCGACGAAUUGGCGGUAUUGAUGGACGCGAGUCCAAAGGAGUCUCAGAUUCGUUCCCCAAAAGCUGACCGUAUAGUUCUUUUUAAUAGUAAAACAGAUUCUAAUGACAAUCAGAAUAGUGCUGAACCGGACAGAAAUACUGAAUUUGCUGUAGUUCAUUAUUCACGCGAACCAGAUUAUUGCCGAGACCUAAUCAGAGGAUCUAUGCGCCCUCAAAGGCGUAAAACAGUAACUUAUAAACUCUUUCAAGGAACUGCACACUCCCCUCUUUUUUUGGAGAUAAUGGGCGACUACGCGUUCUUGUUUGGUGAUCUUGUCUAUGAUAUCUCCCAAUAUUUGAAAGAAUAUUUCAGGAAACCGGGUACUGAUAAUUCGGAAUUUUUGGCGUUUGAGAAAACGAUAGAACAGAAAGAGAUAGAGGAAAACAAAGACGAGUCUGAAAUAAGACUUAGACAAAUCGAAGAAGCCUGGGAGAGCAUUCUCUAUGGUCUAAUAAUCAGAAGUUUUGUAUUACUAUUCCAAUCAAUAUUUAGAAAAUAUAUUCUAUUACCUUCAUUGAUAAUCACAAAAAAUAUCAUUCGUAUACUAUUAUUUCAAAAUCCUGAAUGGUCAGAAGAUUUGAGGGAUUGGAGAAAAGAAGUCCAUAUUUACUGCACCUAUCAGGGCGUUCCAGUAUCUCACACCGCGUUGCCAACAAACUGGUUCUGGGAGGGUAUUCAGAUAAGGAUCUUAUUCCCUUUUGUUCUGAAACCGUGGCACAAUAAGGUACGAUCUACUGAAAAAAAAAAAAAAUCUACUGAAAAAAAAAAAGAUCCACUGAAAGAAAAAAACUUAUGGUUUUUAACAGGUUAUGGAACACAAGUCGAAUCGUACCUUGAUGAUCAUGUCCCAAACCCUUUUUUAUUUUUGGGUCCCAUUUUAAAAAAAAUAAAAAAACAAUUGAAAAAAGAUUUGAAAAAUCGUUUUUUUCUAGUUCUAAAAGUUUUUAAUGAAAGAAAAAAGGGGUCUCGAAUCGUGUUAGAAGAAAUCGAAAAUAGGUUCAAAAAAAGAGAUGAAUUGAGUGAAAGCAAAAAAAAUUCAACAAUCAGUAAGAGUAAUCCAAUGAUUGAGGAAUCGCCCGUUCUAAUUCAAUCUAUGAAUUGGACAAAUUUCACAGAAAAAAGGAUAAAAGAUCUUAAUGUUAAAACAAAGACAAUCUUAAAACAACUAGAAAAAAUGACAGAAGAAAAAAAAGAGGGGGUUAUAACUUUAGAGAUUAAUUUGAAUUCUACCAAAACUACUUAUGAUGCUAAAAGAUUAGAAUUACUAAAAAAUAGUUUGAAAAUAUUAAAAAGAAGAACCGUUCGAUUAAUCCGUAAAUCCUAUUUUUUUUUUCAAAUUUUAAUGGGAAGGAUAUACAUAGAGAUCGUUUUCUCUAUCACUCGUAUUAUUAUGAUGUCUGGACAACGUUUUCUUAAUAUUAUUGAAUUAACAGACAAAAUUGUAAAUGUAUUUAUUUCCAUUUACACUAAAAAAAAAAAUGAACAAAGAGUUCAUAAAACAAAUGAAAGUAUAAUUCCAUUUAUGUCGAUUAUAGACAAAUCUUGGAAUAUUACAGAUAUGAAUUCACAGAAUUCUUGUGAUGUAUCUUCUUUGUCACAAGCCUAUGUAUUUUUUAAAUUAUCACAAGUUAGUAAUGGAUAUAAAUAUAAGUUAAGAUCUAUUUUUGAAUCUCAUGGAAGAUCUUUGUUUCUUAAGAAUGAAAUAAAAGAUUAUUUUUUUAGAAUACAAGGAGGAAGAUUAAAUUCCAAAUUAAGACAUAAGAACCGUCCCGAUUCUAUAAUGAAUCAAUGGAUAAAUUGGUUAAAGGUUCAUUAUCAAUAUGCUUUACCUCAGAGCGGAUGGUCAAAAUUAGUACCACAAAAGUGGAGGAAGAGAAUCCAUGAACAUCGCGUGGCUCAAAAGAAAAAUUUAGUUGAAUAUGAUUCAUCUGAAAAAAACCAAUUCAUUUUUUACAAAAAACAAAAAAAACAACAAGUAGAUUUAUUAGAAAAAAAAAAAAAAAUAAAAAAACAAUAUGGAUAUGAUCUUUUCUCCUAUCAAUAUAUAAAUUAUGCAGAUAACAAAAAAUCCUAUAUUUAUGGAUAUAAAUCACCAUUGCAAGCAAACAAAAACCAAACGAUUAAUUACAACAUACCUAAAAAUAAAAAAGAAUUAUUUGAUAUAAUGGGCGAUAGCUUUAUCCAAAAUUAUAUAGCAGAAGAUGGUAUUAUAGAUAUGGAUAUGGAAACAAUGGAAAAAAAUCUGAAUAGAAAGUAUCUAAAUUGGAUGGGAAAAAGAAAAAAGAAUUCCAAAACGAAUCAGAAAUUAUUGACUCCGAGAUUUGGGUUCUUUUCAAAAUUAAGUGCAUAUAAGAAGAAUCCUUGGAUCUUACCAAUGAAUUUCUUUUUUGUGCAGUUUUAUGGAAACAAAAACAUUACUGAUGUAGCCAAGUUAAAGUUAGAAAAGAAAGAAUACGGGAAGCAAGCAGAUCUCAAAUCAUAUCUCUCAAACUAUUAUAGGGACACUCGGUAUAGUAUAACUAGAUACAGGAAGGAUCUAAAUGGCGAACAAAAUUUCUUACUAGAUAAAUAUUUUGGUUUUUAUUUGCACUGUAAGACUCCCGUCCAAGAAACACUAAUGGAUAAUAUCAACUUAUAUUGUCUCCUGGUUAGAUUGAAAAAUCUAAAACAAUUUUUCAUAAUGUCUAUAAAAAAGGCAGACCUCGAUUUUGAAAUUACGGCGCGUCUGCAGAUGAAGGACACUUGUUAUACAGAAUGUAGGGACACAGAGGAAUUGAGGGACAACCUAAUGUUUUUUAUUGAACCUAUUCGUAUUUCUAGAAAAAACUAUGAACAAUUUUUUAUAUAUCAAACCAUAAGCAUAUCAUUGAGGCACAAACGUAAAAUUUUGAAAAGAAACUAUGAUUUACUUGUUCCUGAAAAUCUUUUGUCCACUAGACGCCGUAGAGAAUUGAGAAUUCUAAUUUGUUUGAACCCACAGAAUAGAAAUACUGUGCAUAGAAACACAAUAAAUGACACUGAGAAAAAACGAAAUAAUUCUUCUGAAGUUUUGACUCAAAAUGAAGAUAUUGAUAGCGAUACAAAAAAACUAAUGACUUUAAAAUUCUUUCUUUGGCCAAAUUAUCGAUUCGAAGAUUUAGCUUGUAUGAACCGCUAUUGGUUUGAUACACAUAAUGGAAGCCGUUUCAGUAUAUUAAGAAUACAUAUGUAUCCUCGAUUGAAAAUCUAG
Molecule: messenger RNA, 5046 nt
Organism: Vicia faba (fava bean)
Lineage: Eukaryota; Viridiplantae; Streptophyta; Magnoliopsida; Fabales; Fabaceae
Source: the annotation of a GenBank genome assembly